CGUGACGGCUCACUUAACUGCUUACUUCCUCCUUUCCUGGCCCCUGAAGGCUUAGCGAUAAAAGAGCGCACACUUCAGUACCUGGAACCCAGCUUUUACAGCUCCGCUCCGCAAGUCAGUUCAUUGGCGAAGUCGAGCGUUAGCCAUCCGACAGCAGCGAACAUGUCGUUCAAGGUGCGACCGGCGCGACGAGAAGACGCGGAGAGCAUCCUGACCAUGAUGCGCGAGCUCAACGACUUCCAGGAGCUUCCGCCGGCCAUGAUCACGCUGGACGGGAUCCGGCGGGAUCUCUUCGACAGCGAGCGCCCGUUCGCCAGGGUCAACCUCGCCGUCUCGCCUUCGCCGGACGGCGGCGAAGUCGUCGUGGGCCAAGUGGUCUACUUCGUCAUAUUCGACGCCGUGACGUUGCAGAAGCUGGCCUACAUCGAGGACAUCUACGUGCGCCCCGAGCACCGCUGCAGGGGCGUUGGCGUCGCACUGUGGAAGUCGGUGGCCGAGCAUGGACUGCUUCGCGGCUGCGACGGCUUGCGUCUCGAGGUGCUCAGUACGAACAAGGAGGCCGUGGAUUUCUACGCGAAGCGAGGCGCCAGGGAUCUCGGCCCUGUGUACGGUUUCCAGCAUUUCAAGGUCGUCUGGGAUGCCUCCGAUGGAGUAUUAAAGGCGUGACAGUACACACACUCAGGACAGCGGCUGUGCAGUCGCACUCAAGGCCGCGCUGCGUGCGUGCAGAAUCAAGACGUGUCCCACUAAACAGUGUUGUACCAAACAAACCUCAAGGCCUAUAGCUGUGCAAUAACGCGUCCUUCGUCAACUCUCUGUCAUGCCAAACUAAAGAUCGUUUCCUGUAAGCAGUAUCGCGCCAGGACUCAAGACCUGUACCUGAAGAGCACGUCGUGCCUGAAGACGGCUCUGAAAACUCAUGACCGUCUCUCUAAAGAGUAUGGUACGUACCUAGGCAGAAGAUCCGUACCUGAGUAAUGCAUCGGGGCGUAAGUCAGUACCAUAACCAGACCGCGUGAUGCAGUCGCCUCAAGACCAUAUUUCUCUAAACGUUACUGUAUGGCAAUAGCUCCAGACGUGUACCUGAAGACCGCACCGUGCCUCGAAAUUGUACCGCAGCCGGAUCCAAGAACCUCUUAUAUAUAAAGACUGAGAACGAGACCACAAACUACAGAGCAUAGAACAUAUGCAUAAGCACAUAUAUAGAGCGUGUCCAUAUAUAGUGAAGAAAAAUGGAAAGUCAUGCCGCAUGCACUUUAGCCCGAAAGUAGGGUCCGCUAGGGUGAAUUAUGUUAAUUCGCGAAUGCAUAUAAAAUAAAAUGGAAUGAAACGUUCCGUCUUUUUUUCUGCUUUA
Messenger RNA from Dermacentor andersoni, 1354 nucleotides. Its product is annotated as thialysine N-epsilon-acetyltransferase-like. The record is from RefSeq and is a predicted model, not a curated record. NCBI's taxonomy places the organism in Eukaryota, Metazoa, Arthropoda, Arachnida, Ixodida, Ixodidae. Gene Ontology annotation, molecular function: N-acetyltransferase activity.